Molecule: messenger RNA, 2129 nt
Organism: Impatiens glandulifera
Lineage: Eukaryota; Viridiplantae; Streptophyta; Magnoliopsida; Ericales; Balsaminaceae
Exons: 8
Coding region: 481-1863 (460 amino acids)
Source: RefSeq, a predicted model, not a curated record
AAAAAUAUUUCUCUCUCCUUCCAUUACGACCUAUCUUCGUCUCCAAACAUCCUUUAGCCUCCAUCUUCAUCUCCAGCCGCCUCCGUCUAUCUUCAUCUUCAGCCGCCUCUAGUCUCCUUCUAUCUUCAUCUCCAGCCGCCUUCAGCCGCCUCCAGCCUCCAUCUAUCUUCAUCACCGUCUCCAGCACCGUGACCCUCUUUCUCCAUCCUCCUCCAGCUGCCGUCUAUUUUCAUCUCCAGCCGCCUCCAGCCUCCGUUUAUCUCCAUCUCUGUCUCUAGCACCACGACUCUCUUUCUCCAGCCGUCUCCAGUCGCGAUACCCUGAAACCCUCCAGUCGCGAAACCCUAAAACCGUCUAAUCGCGAAUCCCUAAAAUCCUCUAGUCGCGAAACCCUCUACAGGAUAACGUUCCAGGAUUUGGCUGUCCUAGUGCUAUUGAUAUUUAUAUAGUUUAUUUCUCCCAAUUCAUCAAAAGGAGAGGAUGCCUAGACGAAAGAGGAUAGACGAUGAAGACACUGAUACAGAAUUUGAAGUCGAAACAAUUCGACCCAAAAUUAAUGCACCUGCCAAGAAGAUUGGUGCAAACUCUAAACGCCCUAGAAUUGAAAUAUCCCCAGUACCUAAAAAAACGUCUAAAGUUGUUUCAAGAAGACAAUCCCCACAGAAAAAAAAAAUGGAUCCUAAACGACUAGUUGUCUCUACUCCUAAAUCACCAAACCCGACUCAACUCCAAAAACAAAAUAAAACAUCCAAACAACCAACUCCCAGCCAUGAUGUAUCAACUCUCCAACCAGUAUCAUCUGCUGGUUUGGAGACUCAAUCAGACCGGCCAGAAACAUUCAACAAUCAUGCACUCGUCCUUGAAGAUCCAAUCCCAACUCAUCCAACCUCAAAUGUUGCUGAUCAUGAUGAUAUAAGGGCGGAGGACGGGAUAGCUAGUGUUUGUAAAUCUUCUAAGACGUACAUCGAGGUUAAUGGAGAAAACUUCAUUCCAGAUAUCUUGAAAGAUAUACAUCGGAUAGUAACGGGAUAUUGGAGGGGGGCGUAUUUAAAUUGGAAUCAAGUGCCGGAAGACAUUAAAAACACAUGGUGGGAACAUUUUACGGAGAUGUUUGAGUGGGAUCUAGUCUCAGAGGGGGAUGUAAACAAACUUUUUAAGAAGAAGGCGGGUACGAAGAUAAGGAAUUUCAUAACUAGGGCAAAAGCAGCAAUGAAGAAGCCACCACAUGUCACACUGGAAGACUGGGCGCAAAUGAAAAUUAACUUUGAAGAACCUAAAUAUUCAGAGAAGUGCACUAAAGCUAAAGGACAUAGACACGAUUACACGUCAAAUGGUGGGGCGACGUACUGCGGUGGUUCCAUAACGGCGGAAGAACAUCAGAGAAGAUUAGCACGGGAACUAGGAAGACUCCCAACCAUUCUUGAAACAUUUGAAAAAACGUUUAAAAAAAAAGAUGGUACUUGGAGUGGGAGCAGGGCAGCAGAAGUUGUGGAAACUUUUAGUCAGCUCCAUGAAACACAAAAUUCUGUUCAACUAGAAGAAAGAAAAACCGACACUGAAUUGUGGAUGGAGGCGGCUGGAUCGAGCACUAGCGGGCGGGUGUUUGGAAUCGGAUAUAUGGGUCGAAAACAAGUGUAUCAAGAUAAUCGUUCCAGCACCAAGCUAAGUUUGGAGGUGAACACUCUGAAGGAAACAGUGACUGAAUUGAAGUUGGAGAAUUCAGAAAAACAGAAAGAAGUUGAGAAUUGUAAGCUGGAAAUCAAUACACUCAAAGACCAAUUCGCCGAGAUGAUUCAAUUAAUGAAGAAAAGUGGACAACCUACUCCCCUAACAAAUACAACUCCGGAAGGCGGAGACGUAUGAAAAGGUAUGGCUGAAAUGUGGAUCUUCCAUGACAUUGAUGAUCUUUUUGGACUAUAUCAAUGGAUGAUUUCAUUAUUUUAUGGACAAGGUUUGAGAAAUUAUAUUUUGGAAAGUUUGAAUUGAAUUGAAUCUGAUAUGUAUGCUGUUUGACUUGGUUAUGUUUGAGGUUAAUUAUGAUGUUUGAAUUAGUUAUGUUUAAGGUUUGAGAAAUUAUUUUUUGGAAAGUUUGAAUUGAAUUGAAAUUGUGGUUAAUUAUGAUGUUUGAA